CAACGGUGUUCUUCCUACUGUACCUUCAGGAAUUGAAAGUUGUUCCACUUGACUCGGAGUAACUACUACAGUAGAAAUCGAGAUCUUAUAACUCUUGGAUGCGUCCAUUAACCAGGCCCCAAUUCAAGCACUAGUACUGGCACAAGUUGCAGUCACUAUAUAGCCAAGGCUGACUUUCAGAGAGUGACUGAAGUUGAAUACGAUGUCGUCAAUUUUGUUCGACAAGUCUGGAAGUUUGGUCCUGAAGACAUUCCUCGUCGUGAGAAAGGAUACCAGUUCGACAGAGCGAACUGCUCUCUUUACGCUGCCAAACGAUACACCAAAGAUGACACGUAUCGGAAGCAGCGUAUCACGGGAAACAAGGAGUGCUGUCGCGCGUUCGAGAACGUUAUCACAGGCCUUUGCAAAGAUUUGGAUGAAGCUCAGCGAUCUGAGACGUGCGGGUUUCCUGGCGUGUUUAGGUUCUUGCACGACCGGGCUCCGGCUAGUGACGUCGUAGACUUCGAACCAGACUUUGGGUACGUGCCUGAGACAGAGCUGACAGAUCACAUGUGGGCCAGCUGGGGGGCCUAUGGAGAGCUAAAGAAGCGAAGAAUCACUCCUGACAAAGCUCCAGUGGUCACGAACGACAUGCUUGACAUGCUCGGCAACCGAUCUCAAACUUCCCAAUUACCAGGUGGCAACAAGAGUCGGAGGACACAAUCUGUUCCAUCGAAUUCUCAGGAGGAGACUCCUCCUUCUAUUACUGAAACUCCUACUUCGAGUUGGAAGCGCAAAGCCGGCAGCCAGCACGAAUCUUCACCGCCCAAACGUCGCAAGAUAGUACACACGCUACCAACUUCUGACCUUCCGCAUAGCGUGAGUUUCACAGAAGACGAUUUCCAGGCCGCGAAGUAUGUCGACAAGCUCAUAUCGCAGGGGAUUCGCAGCUAUGCAAGCGGAUUCCUUGUCGAGGAGACGAAGAUGUCCCUUUGGUACACUGAUCGUAUGGGUCUGGUCAAGUCAAAGCGGUUUGACAUAUUUGACGAACCAGAGUAUUUUCUUCUUGUGAUCGCUGCUCUUCAUUUUGCCCGCCCCCCGAAGCUUGGCUUUAAUCCCCUCAUUGAAUACACACAGAAGUCUAUUCAAAGUUACGAGAAGGGAGUCCUUAAGCUAUCUCGUUCAUACGAUAUUACAGGACGGGAAUUGAAAGAUCUCUCGUUCCUGUUGAACGUCUUGGCAGAGAAGCCCCUUACGGUUGCACGCGGUGCUGUAGGACGUGGAACGACGGUGCUUCCGAUACAGGCUAUCGAGGCUGCGAAGAAUCUCUUCGAGGACGAGGGCUUAGUUGCCAAAUUUUCCUGGCAGCCAACAGACCGAGUGAACACUGAGGAUGGCAUCAUUCGAGUUAUUCGACAGAAGAUCGGAAAGAGCAGGACGAGGAAGCAUCUCUUGAAGCAUAUUGUCGACCUCAAGUGCUCCUUGGAUUUGACGGCCACGGAGCUCGGUCUGCCGAGGGCGUCAAUGUAUCUGUCGGAAGCCUGCGAGCCUCGCAUCUUCCGCGUUCUCAUCGUGAAGGAGUACCUGCCUUUGGAAUGUGUACGCCGCGUGGCCGAGUAUGAACGAAUCUUUAUCGACGUGGUGCAAGUGCAUCGGUAUGUUUUCGAUACGGUCAAAAUCCUCCAUGGUGAUAUCAGCGUAAGCAAUGUCAUGUUCUACCGGGAACCUGGGGGGAACGUGAUUGGGGUGUUAUCGGACUGGGAUCUUUCGACGUAUAAGAAUGGCCCCUUGGUCUUUGACGAAGUGGAGGGCGAUUUUCCCUUGACCAUUCCCCAAGAUAACGAGAGAAAAGCUGCCGAAGACGAGUCCGUUGAAGAGCAGCUCCAGACGAAGAAACCAAGGAGCAAGGCAGGGACAGGCCCAUUCAUGGCCUUGGAUCUGUUGGGCUCCACACCAAUCCUGCAUCGUUACCGACAUGACCUAGAGUCUUUCUUCUAUCUGCUUUGCUACUUCUGCGCGACUUUUGUUCCUUCGAAGCCCCACCAAACCGAGGGAUCCUUCAAAUUCCUCCCUGGAUGGGAAGAUUCCAACCUGAAAAGUGUUUGCAUUGCGAAGAAGGCAUUUCUGAACACCCAAGGCCGUGGGUUUCAAACUCUCUUCGCAGAAACGCACAAGUCGUAUCGACCAUUGCUUGGGAAAUGGGUUGAGCCUCUUUGGUUGCAGUUCAAUAAUAUUCGUGGCAUUGCCGAGGAGCUUGAGAAUACGUACGGACAUGCCAGGCUUGCCUGGGAGUUCAAGCAUGUCGAUGGCGAGGCAAAAUAUCUGGAGUCUCUGCAAUCUCUAAAGAAGGUCGCCAACAAAGCUGACAGGAUUAUCACCUACAAGAAAUUCGUCGAAGUGAUACUGAAGUAUAGUCGUAUAUUGAUGGAUGAUACUGUGUCUUACCUCUAAAGCGAAUUGUAUUCAUUCUCACCG
This is a messenger RNA of Somion occarium, 2454 nucleotides long. The record is from the annotation of a GenBank genome assembly. Lineage: Eukaryota; Fungi; Basidiomycota; Agaricomycetes; Polyporales; Cerrenaceae.